GUUGUAUAUUAUUAUUUACUCUUUUUUUAAUUUAAUUAAAUUUAUAAUUAUUUAUUUUAAUUUUUUGUUAAAAAAAUCUCAAAAUAUAUAAUUUUUUUCAAAUAAAAUGGAUGAACAUUAUGAUGUUAUUGUAUUAGGUACCGGUUUAAAGGAAUGUAUUAUUAGUGGUUUAUUAUCAGUUGAGGGUAAAAAAGUACUCCAUAUGGAUAGAAAUGGAUACUAUGGUGGUGAAUCAGCCUCACUCAAUUUAAAUCAAUUAUGGGAAAAAUUCCGUGGUGAACAAAACAAUGGUAAACCACCAGCUGAAUUAGGUGCCUCAAGAGACUACAAUGUUGAUCUUAUUCCAAAAUUCAUCCUUUCAAGUGGUCUUUUAGUUAAAAUGUUAUUACACACCGAUGUCACUCGUUACCUUGACUUUAAAGUUGUCGAUGGUUCAUACGUUUACCAAGGUGGCAAAAUUCAAAAAGUUCCAUCAACCGAUAAGGAAGCUCUCUCAUCAUCAUUAGUUGGUCUUUUAGAGAAACUCCCAUUAAGAAAAUUCUUUAUCUAUGUUCAAAACUAUGAAGAAAAUAAACCAGAAACUCACGAAGGUCUCAAAUUAAAAGAAAUGUCAAUGUCCGAUCUCUUCAAGAAAUUUGGUAUCAAGGAUAAUCUUAUUGAUUUCAUUGGUCACGCUAUUGCUCUCUACCUCGAUGACAGUUACCUCAACCAACCAGCUUUCGGAACUGUCAUGAGAAUGAAACUCUAUGCCGACUCUUUAGCUAGAUACAGCAAAUCACCAUACAUUUACCCAAUGUACGGUUUAGGUGAAUUACCACAAGCUUUUGCUCGUUUAUCUGCUAUUUAUGGUGGUACAUACAUGCUUAAUAAACCAAUCGAAAAUAUUGUCUUUGGUGAAGACGGUAAAAUUAGAGUUACCUCUGAAGGUGAAACUGUUACUUGUGACCAAAUUGUUUGUGAUCCAUCAUAUUUCCCAGACAAAGUCCAAAAGAAAGGUAAAAUUAUUCGUUCCAUUUGUGUAUUAAAUGCUCCAGUUAAUGGUGCUGAUAAGAAAUUCGAAUCACUCCAAAUUAUCAUUCCACAAAAACAAGUUAAACGUGAAUCUGAUAUUUAUGUUGGUGUCAUUUCAGCUCCACAUAUGGUUUGUCCAAAAGGUAAGUUCAUCGCUAUUGUUUCAACUACUGUUGAAACUGCUGAUCCAGAAAAAGAAUUAGCUCCAGCCUACGCUUUAUUAGGUCAAAUUCAAGAAAAAUUCGUUUCAAUUUCAGAUUUCUAUGAACCAAUUGGUGAUGGUGUCCAAGAUAAAAUUUUCAUCUCAAAAUCAUAUGACGCCACCUCACACUUUGAAACCACCUGCGAAGAUGUCAUGGACAUUUACAAGAGAAUCACUGGUAAAGAUUUAGUUCUCACUGUUCAUCCAAAUAUCUUAAAACAACAACAAGAACAAGGUGUAGAAGAAAACUAAAAAUAAUAAAAAUAAAUAACAACUAAUAAAUGAUAACAAUAAUAAAAAUUAAUUUAUAAAAAAAAAAAUU
Molecule: messenger RNA, 1535 nt
Organism: Dictyostelium purpureum
Lineage: Eukaryota; Evosea; Eumycetozoa; Dictyosteliales; Dictyosteliaceae
Product: Rab GDP dissociation inhibitor alpha
Exons: 3
Coding region: 107-1465 (452 amino acids)
Biological process (GO): vesicle-mediated transport; protein transport; small GTPase-mediated signal transduction
Cellular component (GO): cytoplasm
Molecular function (GO): Rab GDP-dissociation inhibitor activity
Source: RefSeq, a predicted model, not a curated record